AUGCCACUCAAAUACGAGACCUGCAACGUCAAGGAUCUGGGCUUCUUGAUCGGCAACAUGCUUAUGGAGCUAAUUCGUCUCAACGACAAGAUCCCUCUGAAUGGCCGCCUGACUAGAUUCCACUCGAGGGCUCCACCCGGUAUCUCUUGCCAUGAUUAUCUUCAGCGUCUUAUUCAGCACGCUACUCUCUCGCCGCCAAUUCUUCUCUCGGUUGUUUACUACAUCGAUCGCCUGUGUUCGCUCUAUCCGGCGUUCACCAUCAGCUCCCUUACUGUCCAUCGCUUCCUCAUCACAGCUGCCACUGUUGCUGCAAAAGGUCUGAGCGAUAGCUUCUGGACAAACCCCACGUAUGCGAGAAUCGGCGGUAUUAGUGUCAGCGAACUGGCGACUCUGGAAAUGGAGUUCUUGGAAAAGGUCCAAUGGCGCAUUGUCCCUAAGCCUGAAGUUUUGGUUGACUACUAUGUCAGUCUUGUUCAGAGAAACGAAGGCUAUCAACUCGAGACUGCUGCCGAGUCAGACCCGACUUGA
This is a messenger RNA of Aureobasidium namibiae CBS 147.97, 528 nucleotides long. RefSeq names its product cyclin-domain-containing protein. The transcript is spliced from 2 exons. The coding region runs from base 1 to 528 and encodes 175 amino acids. Lineage: Eukaryota; Fungi; Ascomycota; Dothideomycetes; Dothideales; Saccotheciaceae. The record is from RefSeq and is a predicted model, not a curated record. Gene Ontology annotation, molecular function: cyclin-dependent protein serine/threonine kinase regulator activity; protein kinase binding. Gene Ontology annotation, cellular component: cyclin-dependent protein kinase holoenzyme complex; nucleus. Gene Ontology annotation, biological process: regulation of cyclin-dependent protein serine/threonine kinase activity.